Vigna radiata var. radiata (mung bean) is the source of this 1538-nucleotide messenger RNA. RefSeq names its product probable amino acid permease 7. The transcript is spliced from 8 exons. The record is from RefSeq and is a predicted model, not a curated record. Bases 430 to 1398 code for a protein of 322 amino acids. Gene Ontology annotation, cellular component: plasma membrane. Lineage: Eukaryota; Viridiplantae; Streptophyta; Magnoliopsida; Fabales; Fabaceae.
AUUUAGUUUGUUCUGAUUCAAAUGACUGGAACAAGAAGAUGGGCGAAUCCAACGUUAGUAGCGAGAGUGUUGGUGCUGGUGGAGGGAGACCAAGGCUUGUUCUGCAACCUCGGUCUCUGUCGGUGUCCAAUGAAGGGGGGGAAACCUAAAGGGGUUAAUCCGUUCGGAGAAGCGAGGCCAAGGGAGCAAACCUGAUGGGAUUGCCUCAAGGGUUGUAUUUCUUGGUGAGGAAUAAAAAUCACUUUGAUGAAUUGAAGAAAGCUAUGCUACCUGACUUUUUGUGGACCAAACCUGAGGGUUGCACAGAUGAGCUUCCACUGUAUGAACUGCUCAGAUCUGAUUGCCGCAGCUUGCGAAGCAGCUUUCGUGCCACCAGUAAACUCCUCCACAAGCUUCUAUUGAAUAUUUGAGUUUAAAGCUUGAGCAAAGAUGGAGGUGAAAAACUCUUUGCCGAGUACUACAAGUGCACUCGUUGCUUAUGAUGAAGACGGCCAUGUUAAAAGGACUGGAAAUUUAUGGAGUGCUGUGGCUCACAUCAUCACUGCUGUUAUUGGAUCUGGUGUUCUAUCUCUUGCAUGGAGCACUGCCCAGUUGGGAUGGAUUGGAGGGCCANUUGUAGUGCUUUGUUUUGCAAUCGUCACCUAUGUUUCUUCAUCCCUCCUUUCUGAUUGUUAUAGAACUUCUGAUUNUGGGAAAAGAAACUACUCAUACAUGGAUGCUGUUAGAGUCAAUCUUGGUAAAAGAAGGACAUGGUUGGCUUUCCUUCAAUUUUUGACCUGUUAUGGGACUAGUUGUGCUUAUGUACUCACUACUGCAAAUAGUUUAAGAGCAAUUCUGAAAGCAAAUUGUUAUCACAAGGAAGGGCAUCAAGCUCCUUGUGCUUAUGGGGGCAAUACUUAUAUGAUGAUGUUUGGAAUUGUUCAAAUUGUAAUGUCAUUCAUACCAGACCUCCAUAACAUGGUAUGGGUCUCAGUUUGUGCAGCAGUUAUGUCCUUUGCAUACUCCUUCAUUGGACUAGGACUUGGCUUGGCAAAGGUUAUAGAAAAUGGAAGAAUUAUGGGGAGCAUAACAGGAAUACCAGCUACUAACAGUGCUAACAAGUUAUGGUUAGUCUUCCAAGCACUUGGUGACAUUGCUUUUGCUUAUCCAUAUGCUUUGCUCCUUCUUGAGAUACAGGACACUCUGAAGUCUACUCCACCAGAAAAUCAAACCAUGAAAAAGGCUUCCAUGGUUGCAAUCAUUGUGACAACAUUCUUCUACCUAGCUUGUGGAUGCCUUGGAUAUGGAGCUUUUGGAAAUGAUACACCAGGGAACAUCUUGACAGGGUUUGGGUUUUAUGAGCCUUAUUGGCUUGUUGCCUUUGCUAAUGCUUGCAUUAUUCUUCAUUUGGUGGGAUGAUAUCAGUCAACCAAUAUAUACUACUGCUGAUAGAUGGUGGUCAAAAAAAUUCCAGGAGAGUGAGUUUGCAAACAAGAGUUACAUAAUAAAAUUGGCUUUAAUCCCUUGUUAUGAGCUGAAGCUAUUUAGGUUGUGUUUUA